AUGUCGACCCGCCGCACGCGCUGCGGCAAGUGCGACGGCUGCCUGGCCGUGGAGUGCCGGAAGUGCAAGCACUGCCUGGACAUGAAGAAGAACGGCGGGCCCGGCAACCUGCGGCGGCCCUGCGUCGACCGCGUCUGCCGCGCGAUCCAGGCCGCGCCGACGAAGAAGGAGGUCGCCGAGCGGAACAAACCAAAAUCAGAGUACGGCACGUACAAGGGCGGCGAGGAGCAGAAGGGCGGCGGCCUCGAGGGCCAGCUCGCGGCCGAGCGGUGCCGCGCCGAGGCGGCGAAGCACGCGAAGGCGCCGCCGCCGCCCCGCGUCAUCGGGGGCGAGACGUUUGUGUGCAAGGACUUUAUCCGGUUGGCGAAGGCGCUCGAAGUGACGAUGCGCGGCGACGGGUCGCUGGACUACGAGGCGGCCUCGGCCAUUCUACUAAAGGAGGAGCCGGCGCGCGUGAAGUAUAUUGAAAAGCUGAAGGAGGAGGUGCGGCUCUGGGACGAGGGCGUGCCCGAGGAGAUCGUCCCAGAUUGGGUCCCGGAGGCGCGCAAGGCGGCGGACGCCGAGGAGAAGAGACAACAAAGGUGGACGCCCGCGCGGUGCCGCGCGCUCUGGCGGUGGGGCGCCUACGGCUACGACGAGAAGGCCGAGGGCGUGCUCGACCUGGCCGAGAGCGACGACGACAUCGUCACGAGCUUUCUGGAUCCCUUAACAAUGGCUGUCGGCAAGAGGGCGCCCGGCCCGGCGCGCGACGCGGACACGUAUUUGGGUGUCGCGGACCCGGACACGCGCGUGCCGCGCGAGAUCGACGAAAAGGAGCUCGAGGCGCUUCGGGCCAAGUACCCGGCGCCGCCCAGCCCGCCGCCCGCGCCGCCCGCGCCGCCGCCGGCCCCGGCCGGCUCGUCGUCGUCGUCGUCGUCGUCGGACGAGGGCCCGGCGCCGAUGGACGUCGACGAGCCGCCGCCCGCGCCGGCGCCGGCCCCGACGAUCCACCGGCCGUCGUCGGACGCCGAAAAGGCCCAGGUCGACAACGACGGGUGGAUCGUGAAAGCUUUGUACAAGGAGCAGGAAGAUUGGGACGCCCUGCUCACGAAACCGGAGUACGACGAGCUGCGGCGCGGGCGCACCAUCGAGCAGCUCGAGGCCGCGAUGACGACGUGGAUGUGCUACGGGUCUAAGAGGUAGGAGUUUC
This is a messenger RNA of Pelagomonas calceolata, 1189 nucleotides long. Lineage: Eukaryota; Pelagophyceae; Pelagomonadales; Pelagomonadaceae. The record is from the annotation of a GenBank genome assembly.